Condylura cristata (star-nosed mole) is the source of this 1217-nucleotide messenger RNA. RefSeq names its product transmembrane and ubiquitin-like domain containing 1 (gene TMUB1). The record is from RefSeq and is a predicted model, not a curated record. The transcript has 3 exons. Bases 40 to 783 code for a protein of 247 amino acids. Gene Ontology annotation, molecular function: protein binding. Lineage: Eukaryota; Metazoa; Chordata; Mammalia; Eulipotyphla; Talpidae.
GGCCGGGCGCUCCGUAGAGCAGCGGGCAAGGCAGGUGCCAUGGCCCUGAUCGAAGGGGUGGGUGAUGAGGUGACUGUCCUUUUUGCGGUGCUUGCCUGCCUUCUGGUGCUGGCUCUGGCCUGGGUCUCAACGCACACCACGGAGGGCACCCACCUGCUGCCCCAGCCAUCAGGGACCCCAACACCAGCACAGCACAGCGAAGCCAUGGCAGUCAGCGACAGCAUCAGAGGAGAGGCCCCAGGAGCUGAGACCCCCAGUCUGAGACACAGAGGUCAGGCAGCACAGCCUGAGCCUGGCAUGGGGCCCCCAGCAAUGCCACCGUCACCUCCGGACUCCCCCCAAGAGCCCCUAGUCCUGCGGUUGAAGUUCCUCAAUGAUUCAGAGCAGGUGGCCAGGGCUUGGCCACACGACACCAUUGGCUCCCUUAAAAGGACCCAGUUUCCCGGCAGGGAGCAGCAGGUACGGCUCAUCUACCAAGGGCAGCUGCUAGGAGACGACACCCAGACCCUGGGCAGCCUUCACCUCCCUCCCAACUGCGUUCUCCACUGCCACGUGUCCACGAGGGUCGGCCCCCCCCACGCCCCCUGCCCACCCGGGUCCGAGCCAAGCCCCUCGGGGCUGGAGAUAGGCAGCCUCCUGCUGCCCCUGCUGCUGCUGCUGCUGCUGCUGCUCUGGUACUGCCAGAUCCAGUACCGGCCCUUCUUCCCCUUGACGGCCACUCUGGGCCUGGCCGGCUUCACUCUGCUCCUCAGUCUUCUGGCCUUUGCCAUGUACCGCCCGUAGUGCCUCCGCGAGCGCUCGAGGGUGUUGCCGUCCCCUCGGGACCUUGCUCCCCACACCACGGAGGGAGCUGCUGUCUGCCGGGGCCCGCCUCGCGCGCCCGCCUCUUCCCACUUCCCUGGAGCCCAGCCCUGCGCUGCAGAACGCCCCGGGGGCGGGCGGCGGGCGGCUCUGGGCCACCCACGCGGGCAGCCGGCCCUCCCGUGCCGCUGACUCUGGCUUCCUCAGGGCCGGGCAGCUGCUGUCGCUGCCUGGGCCCCGGGCAGGGCCGGGCCACGCCCCUGGGGCCGUCCUAGGGUCCGGCCUGGGCACUCUAGGCCCUAAUUGCUCCUGGGUGGGUUUGCGGCCCCCACGAGCACCGAGGUCUCGUGAAGGGCGCAGGGAGGUUGGAGGGGUUCUCUGGAACGUGUGCAGAUUAAAAAAACUGUGAAGCUUUC